GCGCGUGCGCGCGCGCGCGUGAGACAGACCAUUUGAACAUAAAACCAAGAAACGAAUGAAGUCAUGUGUUCCUAAUAAAGUGACAGUCAUCUGCUUAAUGGUAAUGAUGAUGAUGGUGAUUAUGAUGAUGAUUAUAAUGAUGAUAUGUGAUGAUGAAGUCAAAGGAGGCGGGGCCGGGGAGUGAGGCGUCAGAAGAAGAAGAAGCGUAAAGAGGAUGAGACAGAAGGAGAUUAGGAGAGGAAGAAGAGGAGGCGGAGGACUGAAAGAAAAAGAGAGCUGUAAGAAAGAAGAAAAAGAAGCCAAAGGAAGAAAGAGAGAAUCAAAAGAGAAAGAGAGAAACCGCAAAAAGAAGGAAGACGCCUCUCUGACUUCGAGCUUGAUCGACUCUGAAGAGCAAUUGAAAAAAGGGUGUGUGUGGACUGACAGACGUUCCAGCCCGACUGACGCACGCGGCAUCGUCACCGUGACAAUCACUCAGCUGCCACGGUAAGCAGCAGGUAACGAGCAGCUAACCAUACUUGCAGUUUCCGACACACCAAGAAAUGAAGGCCGUGCGGGCAAGCGAUGCCUCACAUCCCUGAGGACCUCGCUGCCUCACGAGGACUCCGCGUCCCCCCCCGAGGACCCGCCCAUGGACCGCCUCAAGCCCCUCCCACUCCUGCUCCUAUUGGUGACGUUCUGUCGAUGUCAAUUUGACGCCUGUCGCUCCAAGGUGGAUCCGGGCUGGGAAGCGGGGCCCGUAUGGGAGGAUUCCGCCUGCCAGCCGCCGCCCGCUAACAUGAAAGAAGCCAUGCAGAUACGAGUUGAUCCACCGGGGGUCACCUGCGGGAACCCCCCGGAACGAUUCUGCACUCUGGAGAACCCGUACUUGUGCAGCGAUGAGUGCGACGCGUCCAGUCCGGAUUUGUCUCACCCGCCUCAGCUGAUGGGGGACCGGGAAAGGGGCGGGCUCAUCACGUACUGGCAGACGGUCCCGUGGUCCAAGUAUCCCGAGCCGCUACUGGCCAACAUCACGCUGUCCUGGAACAAAAGUCUGGAGGUGGUGGACGACCUGGUGGUCAGCUUUGAAUACGGACGCCCCACCAGCAUGGUGUUCGAGAAGUCCACGGACAAAGGGCUGACGUGGCAGCCGUACCAGUUCUAUGCCGACGACUGCAUGGAGACGUUUGGCAUGCCGCCCAAGCGAGUGUCUGACUUGGCGCCCAGCAACGUGACCAGGGUCAUCUGCACAGAGCAGUACUCCAGAUGGGUGGGCGCCAAGGAGGAGAAGACGGUGGUAUUUGAGGUGGGAGCUCGCUUACGAGUGUUUGCGGGCCCCAAACUCCUGAACACGGACGCGUUGUACACGCGGCUGCAGAGCAGCAAAGCUCUGCGAGACUUCUUCACCUUCACCAACCUUCGCCUUAGACUCCUGCGACCGGCUCUCGGCGGGACUUAUGUCCAGAGAGAUAACCUGCUCAAAUACUUCUAUGCCAUCUCCAACAUCGACGUACCUGCCAGGUGUAAAUGUAACCUGCACGCAUCUCGUUGUGCGCUACGUGAUGCCACGCUGAUGUGUGACUGUGAACACAACACAAGCGGACAAGACUGCCAACGUUGCAACGCCGGGUUUGAGUCCCGCAACUGGAUGCCCGGAAGCUUCCUGCCUCUAUCCAGAGGCACCGCCAACGCUUGUGAAGCAGCAGAAACAACAACCAUGGCUGAUGACUCUGACAGAAGUUCUGCUUCAACACGUGGAAUCACUGACACUUAUUCGACUUCCACUAUUGACACUUCUACUUCUUCUAGUCUUAUGACUUUGACUUUUGAUACUAAAACUGACGUUAGUGGUACUUGGACUGCUUCAACAAUUGCAACGAUCGCUUCUUUGGACACGUCUGAUACUUUCUCUACCUCUCCUAUGGACUCUUCUACUUCUAGUUUUACUACUAGGAAUUUUGGUACGUCUGCUGACCUUAGUGGUUCGUGGACUACUUCCACUUUUGAAACUAUUACGUCAAUGGAAACAACUGAUACUUUCUCUAUUUCAACGACUAUUGACUUGUCUUCUAGUUCUACUUGGACUGCAGGUGGUUCUGCUGUUCAAAUGGCUAGCUCUUACAGCUCAGGAACUGACAGCUUUAUGACUGACAGUUUUAUGAUUUACAGUUCUGCGACAGACAGUUUUACACCUAACUCUGUCACAGUUUUGACAGAGUACAAAAAUAUGAGGUCUUCUACUAUUCCGGACUCCGUAGGUCUAAAGUGGGGAAGCGGUGACUCAGCAUCAGCAGGCGGUGCUAGCGUUCCUCCGGCGGUUCCUGCUGUUGGCACCUCAGGUGUCCGUCUGCGUUUAGACAUUAGCGGUCCAAUGGUACCAAGUGGCACUAGGGUGACCUCAAACAUCAACGCUGACUCUCAGGUGUCUAUUUCUGACCCAGUGACUCUGCCCCCUGACAAGACCGACUUUGUCCCCUUGUGGACGUCCACCAGCAGCUUCUCACCUUCAAGCUCAAGUUUCUGGAUGUCAGAAGUAAUUCCAUCCGAUGGCACGGUCCCUUCCAGAGAUACUCCAACUCCUCAGACUUCUACUGCUGGAGAUCCUGAAUUGACACCGGGAACUUCUAAUGGACCUCCUCCCGAAGGAUCUCCUACUGAUGACCUGCUCCCCAUUGAAGCUUCUGAAGGACUUCUUCCUGAUACUUCUCCCGAUAAUGUAACUCCCACUCCCAAUGGACUUCUUCCUGACAGACCUUCUGAUCUACUCUCCACUAAUGUACCUCCUCUCGACAAAACCGUACUUGAGAUACCGACCCCUGAUGGUGCCUCUCUUGAUGUCCCUCCAGAAACCAAGUCCACCAAGAUAAAUGUUCCACCUGCCGAUGUAGCUCCACCUGAUAGUCCGCUUGGCAAGCAACCUCCUCGUGAAGAUGCAACGCCCCCUGAACGAGACAGUUUGGAUCAAAUUGUACCGUCUGACAGAUCUCCUCCAGACACAACUUUCCCUGAAGCAGCUCCUGUGGAUGGAACGCCAAGUGAUAGAACACAGCUGAAAAGAUUUCCGCCAAAUUCACCUCCUGAUGCAACUUCUUCUGAUAGAGCUCCUCCUGACAGGCCCUCUUCUGAUGUAACUCCUUCGUUGGUUGAACCUUCUUCUGAAGUACUUCCUCCCGAGGUGCGCUCCCCAGCUCCUGAUGCUGCUCUGAACAUACCUCCUUCGCAAGUUGGAGAAAUUGUACAGGACAAACAGCCAAUUGCAGCAGAUUGGUCAGAGCCUACUGCAGACUUGGCCCCAGUAGACUUCACCUUCCCUUUUUCAGAAGAUCGGGAUUCCACUGGACUAGGAACAGAAGACUCCAGUCUAGAUGCUGGAUUAGAUUCUGUUGAUUCAGAUUUCACUGGCCCUGAAACACCACCUGAAACAGAACGUUCAAAUCAGUAUUCUGGAUCAGAUUCAGUUGACCCGGAUUCCACUAGACCCGGAACACCUCCUAAAACAGAAGAUUCAAGUCCAGAUUGGGGAUUUGAGACAGUAGAUCAGGAUUCCAAUGGCCCUGGAACACGUCCUGGAACAGAAGACUCUAAUCCAGAUUCUGGUUUGAAUUCAUUCGAUCGGGAUUCAACUGCACCAUCGACACCUCUUGAAAUAGAAAGUCCCAAUCCGGAUUCUGGAUCAGAUUCAGUUGAGCGUCGUUUGGAUUCCAAAACAGGCCAAACAAGAGCUGAAAGCCGUCAGGAACCUGAAUCACAGUCUUCGGACUCUAGCCCUAAAAUUCCUGAGCAGAAAUCAAGACCUGAUUCUCCUGAAAGAUUUGACGAACCAAGAGAGGAUUCUUCUUUGGCAACUCAGCAAGGAGAGCAAGAGUCAAACAAAUGGAGAAAAGAGGAGAAAACCAGCGAAAAAGCUGUGGAGUCGGAAGACAAAGAAGGUUUGAAGGAAGGAGAGGAGAAAAAGAAGAAAGAAGAGAAGGGAAAGAAAGAGUUAGAGGAGAAGAAAGUAAAAGAGAAGGAAGACGAAAAAGAUAGUGAAGAGAAAGCGAAGAGAGACCAGAAAGAGGAAAAAGGCUAUGAGAAAAAAGCGACUCAGAAGAUUUUGAUACCCGGCAGCGCGACGAGCAGCAAACUUUCCAAAAUCGCCUACGUCACCUUCCAGGAGUGCGAGUGCAACGGCCACUCGAACCGCUGCAGCUUCAUGGACUUCCUCAACGUGGUGACGUGCGUGAGCUGCAAACACAACACCAGGGGGCACCGCUGCCAACACUGUCGUCUCGGUUACUAUAGGAACGACCAGCUGCCGCUAGAUCACCAGGAUGUUUGUGUGGAGUGCGAGUGCGACGCCGUCGGCAGCCGGUCCAGGCACUGCGCCGCCUUGGGGGCGUGUCCGUGCAGGCAGGGCGCCACCGGGAGGCGCUGUGAACAAUGUCUGCCGGGAUACACCCGGAGAGGAGGUGUGGUCGGCUGCACAGCCAACGUGUGCGAUGAGGCUCAGUCGUGUCAGAAUGGCGGCACGUGUGUGGACUUCCUGCGCUGCGAGUGUGCCGACAACUUUGCGGGUGUGUACUGCGAGCAACGCGUGUGUCUGAAGAACAGCGGUUGCCUUGACGACAACACAAGCGCCGCCUCGCCACCGGUGACCUCACGGCUCCGCCUCCCGCUGACCCUCAGCCUGAUCGCCGCCGCCGCCGCCUUAUGAUUUCAGGGCGACGCUCGGUGAUGUCAUAAUUCCGUGACGCGGCGUAACCGAGCCUGCGGGCGGCCUGACUGUUGUUGACAUUUUCUAUUAGCUGUGGACUUUUUUGUUGACUGUUGUUGACUUUUUAUGGGACUGUUGACUUUAAGCUGUUUAUUGUCAUUCACAGUUGAAGUUUACAGUCAAACUAAACAAAACUCAGAGAAUUAUAACUUGUGUAUUUCAACAACCGCAUAAAUUUGCCUCAGCUUAAUGCUAACACAAUGGUCAACACCGUAGACGGGCUAACAAACAGCAUCUCUGGUGUUAUAACGUUAAAGAACACAUUGUGUUGACACAUAAUCACAGAUAAUGAUACUCAUAGGCAUAUAUUAUUUAUCCUCUGCAAAAAAUGGCAAAAACUACUGCAGCUUAUUGAGCAGUUGUGACCGUCCUCUUCCUGUAUAUCCCUGUCUAUAUUAUACUGCCCCCUGGUGGCCGAGGUGCACAUACGAGGAGCUGCACAACUCAUGAAUCAUGACGCACGAACUGUUUAUUUCUUAACAUUUAAUUGUUUUCUUUUUUUAAACUAUGUACACGACACACACAUUUUCCUUCCUAACAAACAAGUUACACAUUUUGUCGCGUUUUAUAGCAGCUGUAACUGAUUAACAGCAGUUGCACUGGUUUCAAUUUCACGUCACUGUUUGAACUUACAAACGUACGAUCAACAUGUAUCACCAAAUGUAGGAAAGUAUCGAUAAAACCAAGCAAACAUCAAAUCUCGUGUUGUCACGUCUGUGACUGACAGGCCAGCAAUUCAAGAUGAUUCCUGUCCACGUUGUAUGUCCAGUAUGUCGUGAUUCGGGACUCUGGAAUGAUGAAUGACGUUGACAAUCAUUCACUCAUUCCCUUUGAUCCCCGAUUCUUAAAUGAGCCACUCAUUGGUCCUCAGUCGGAAAAGGUCGGUCGGGGAUGAGAUCCUGCCCCGAGUGGAGGAGUUCCAAGUAUCUCGGGGUCUUGUUUCUCAUCCUGUUGACAAUGAGUGCUUUGUCUUUUGUCUUCGUUUCUUUCUCUCCCCUCUAGAAACUUUGUUCUGUUUGACUGAUCGAUUCUGAUUCGCAAUAAACAUCAAUUCUAAUGCUAAGAAACCACAGCGGAAGCUUAAAAACUCCACUGUUGGUCGGAGGUAAGGAAGCGUAUUGCAUUCACUUGGAUAAAAAAAAAAAAAUAAAAAAAAUCGUGUUUUUCUGAGUAUUUUUUUUGAGGGCUUUGUUUUUUUUGAAUAUUUUUUUCUGUUUUUCUGACAAAAAAAUUUCCACCUGCUUUUCUGACUUUUUUUUUUCAGUUUUUCUGACAAUUUUUUUUCCGAGUUAUCGGGACACAUCGAACUCACGCGAGAACUCACUAAUGGCGGAUUACUGCUGGGCCGGGAUUGCGGUACAUACGCCGGGCGAAGCCGAUUCCGGCGCCUCAGUUGCACACCGUGCGGGUCCAGUAUUUUCAUCAGUCUCCUGAUCGUCUCUUGAGUCACUGCGUAGCCAGCCUGAAUGCAUUUUAAAUGCAUCAUCUUGGAUCCAUGGAGCAUACCAUAUCUGUCCAACUGAUUCUGGACAAACAUUGCUGUAUCGAGCAGAUCCGAAUGGGCUUUCCUCCUGAACAAACGCAAAGUCCGCAGGUGCCUGCGUAAUGUCGACAAACUAAUAACAAUACCAUCUAUGUGACUCAAAGACAGAGUAUCUCCCAGUGUCUUAAACCAAUAUCAAAAUAAAACUUGAUCAAACUAAAUAAGCCGGUCAUGUUGCUUACUACGGAGUCCGCAAAGAGUCACUUUCAGUUCGCAGGUUCUCGCGUGAGUUCGAUGUGUCCCGAUAACUCAGAAAAAAAUAGUCAGAAAAACAGGUCGAAAAAAAUUUGUCCGAAAAACAGAAAAAAAUAGUCAGAAAAACAGGUGAAAAAAGAAAUCGUCAGAAAAACUGAAAGAAAUACUCAGGAAAAUAGAAAAUAAAUUAUUCCAAAAAAAACAAAGCCCUCAAAAAAACAGGUUUUUUUUUUAAUAUAAGUGAAUGCAAUACGCUUCCGCAUUCUCAAAAAAAUAAAUAAAAAAAAAAGGUAAAAAGUUUCAAUGAUUAACUUUGGAUUUGUGCACAUAAAAUUACUCG
Molecule: messenger RNA, 6810 nt
Organism: Phyllopteryx taeniolatus (common seadragon)
Lineage: Eukaryota; Metazoa; Chordata; Actinopteri; Syngnathiformes; Syngnathidae
Gene: ntng2a
Product: netrin g2a
Exons: 14
Coding region: 632-4672 (1346 amino acids)
Source: RefSeq, a predicted model, not a curated record